UGCACUGAUCACAUGCAUCGAUGUAAAUUUACAACUUGAACACCAACUCAUUGGCACCACGGGAAGGGAAACAAAAUCAGAAAGAAACGCACAACAAAAGCUUUACCCCACGUCUUGCGCUGCUCCAGCUGAUGCAACCCUUCAGCGACCUUCUCAAGUGGGAAUAUCUCUGUGUACAAAACGGGUUUCGCACGUCCAGAAGAGAACAAACUAUGACUUCAGGGACGUGCGAAGGUUCAUGCUCUGAGAGUGAAGAAAUCAGCGUCGAAUCGCUUAGGGAACCAUGGGCGGAGGUCCUUACUAGUGUAGGCACCCCAGUGUAUGCCAAUCACGGAGAUGUUCUUCAGGAGUACGAGGUUGAGCGGGAGCUAUAGCGAUCCAAAGUCAGCUCUAUCUCUUCGCAUAGCAUGACAG
This is a messenger RNA of Somion occarium, 414 nucleotides long. The record is from the annotation of a GenBank genome assembly. NCBI's taxonomy places the organism in Eukaryota, Fungi, Basidiomycota, Agaricomycetes, Polyporales, Cerrenaceae.